ACACACACACACACACACACACACACACACAGAGUCAGUGUUUAAAGAGUCAGCAGUGUGAGACUGGACUGAGCAGUAACACAGGAUUCCUGCUGAGAGAUGCAGACGUUUCUGAAAGGGAAGCGAGUGGGCUACUGGCUCAGUGAGAAGAAGAUCAAGAGGCUGAACUUCCAGAUUUUCAUCGACAUGUGCAGGAAGCAGGGCAUUGAGAUGGUUCAGCUGGAUCUGAGCAGGCGACUGGAGGAACAGGGCCCGCUGGACGCCAUCAUCCACAAACUGACGGACCACAUUGUGGAAGCUGAUCAGAACGUGAUUGAGGCUCAGAGAGUGGUGCAGAGUCUACAGGAGUACAUCGACGCCCAUCCGGAGACUGUGAUCCUGGAUCCUCUUCCUGGUAUCCGCACGCUGCUCGACCGCUUCAAGUCUUACACACUGAUUCACAAAAUGGAGGAGUGUAUAAAGGAUGAGCGGAUCUGCUCUCCUCCGUUCCUGGUGCUCAGCAGUGGGUGUGGCCCUGACAUGUUAGAUCAGCUCCGUAAGAAAGACAUCACCUUCCCCUUCAUGUGUAAGACUCAGGUAGCACACGGUGUCAACUCUCAUGAGAUGGCCAUCAUCUUCAGUGAGGAGGACCUGAAGGACAUCACGCCCCCCUGCGUGGUGCAGAGCUUCAUCAACCACAAUGCCAUGCUCUACAAGGUGUUUGUGGUGGGCGAGGCGUACAGCGUAGUGGAGAGACCCUCCAUCAGGAACUUCCCCUCCGGACCUACAGACAGAAGAGCGAUAUCAUUCAACAGUCAUCAUGUGUCCAAGCCCGAGUCAUCUUCAGACCUCACCUCUAGGGAGAACCUGGAGGGUCAGUUCAGGUCGCCCAGUGAUGAUGUCAUCCGGAAGAUUUCCAGGUAUUUGAGACAGACUCUGGGUGUGUCACUGUUCGGGAUUGACAUCAUCAUCAACAACCAGACAGGACAACAUGCCAUCAUCGACAUCAACGCCUUCCCAGGUUAUGAAGGAGUCCCGACGUUCUUCGAUAACCUCCUGGCUCACCUGACCAGCAUCCUACAGGGUCCCGCCCCCCUCCGGGCCAAUGGAUUGAGCCAGCUGCCCUGUGGCAUGCUGGGAAACGAGAGCGUCAGCUGGGUGACGGAGAGUGAGGUGAUGAAGAAGGGAAGUCAUCAGACUCUAAACUGCUGCAACGCCGAACUGGGGUCCUCCUACCACCAGCACCGGCGUUCUCCGCUCGCAGCUCACGCCCCCACCCAGUGACCCUGCGGAACCACUUCCUGAACACUCGCAUCACUACCUGUAGUGCCUGUAUACAUGUAAUGACAAAAGAUCUACUGAUUGUGGAAGAGUUAAAGAACAAAUCAAUGUUAAAGCCAAGUGAUUUAGCUGCUCUGCUUUUUUUUAGAACCGUAAAGUGCCUUAAGGUGGCGUGAGGAAAUUAGGGAAUGUACACAUUUAGAGGAGACAGCUGUUUAAGGAGUAAAAAAAAAUUUCCACACAGAAAAUGUGCUCGAUCUUUUCAGCAACAAAAACAAAACAGCUCCCAUGAUGCACCCUUGAUCUUUUUAUUAGUAAUCAUCUACGCUUCAUUAGUAAUACAAUUGUAAUUAGUAUAAGCUAAGUAGCUAUUUAAUUAAUACUGGUAAUAAUAAUAAUAAUAAACACUCACUCACUCGCUAUAGAGAUAAUCCUGUACAAAGUCGCUUGGGGCCUGGAGCCUAUCUCCAGGGGGGGACUCUGGCCCGAGGCAGGGUGCCAAUCCGUCACAAGCAAACACACUUACUACAGGCAAUUUGAGAAUGCAGAUUAGUCUACUCUCCAUGUCUUGAAAACUCACCAAGGAUGGGAAAAACAUGCAAACUCCAAACAGAUAGAUCCUGGACUUGAGAGGCCACAGUGCUAACCGCUACACCACCAUAAACUUUCUUUUGGCUGCUGCCAUCAAAGGGUCACCACAGUGGACCAUCGAAUGAGCACACAAACUUGGCAAACGUUUUACUUCAGAUGACCUUCGUAACACAAUCCUUCCAUUUUUGUAACUGGGCUUGGGACCAGAACUGCAUGCAGUGGCUGGGUAGUAUGGGGUAUGGCAACCCACCAGCGGCAGGACUCAAUCCUGGAUCUUCAUAUUGUGAAAUCAACAACCGUCCAGCCUAAUCAUAAACAAGAGAUAUCAUUUUCGGUAAUUAGUCUAAAUAUGGGCAAAACCUUGAACUUAAAGAUGUCACUUUACACCCUCAGGGUUGGGUGUUCGAAUCUUACCUUGAGAUCUGUGUGUGUAUAUGUGGAGUUUGCAUAAUAUUCCCAUUGUUGUUGGGUUUCCUUGGGUUGCUCCAUCCAAAGACAUGUACUGUAGGCCACUGUAGUGGUGUUCCUGAAUUGCUCGUAGUAUAUGAUUGUGCCCUGCAAUAUGAUGGCAUCAACCAACCAUUACCUCCAUUGCACUGUUCCCUAAGUUCACUGAGAUAGGUUCCAGUCCCUACACAACCCCACACAGGAUGAGUGCUAUAGAUGAUAGAUGGAUGGAUUCUAACUAUAAUGAUGAUGAUGAUCGUCUUUAAUUUUUUGUUGCAUCACCUCCUCCUUCGCUGUAUCUAUACGGUCAACAUUUGCCUAAUAAGUCAAUAGACCUACAAACACCACAAUACACUGAGAACAAGAAAGCUUUCUGCUCACUCCUGUUAUAACAUGGCUGCUAGUACAAUUUUAUUUAUGAUUGUUUGAAAUGUAUUUAAGGAAGACCAACCACCUGAGCGUUACCUCGCAACCCAUAUUCUCCAACGCACCACUAUUCUUGCUUCUUUAGCAGCUGGACCAGGAGACUACAUCUCCAGGAUUAUGACAUGUUUAAGAUUAGAAGACUUGUAUCUGGAUUUUGGGUGCAUCCUCUGCCUUUCAGACUACCCAUGCCCACUUGCAUGAUGAGCAGCAUGAGCAUUAUUUGGCUAAGCUGUAUGCUUUGCUAGCUGGCUCAGUUUCUUAGAGGAAAGUUUGAUUUCCAUCUCUCUUUUUUUAACUUAAGUGCUGUAUGUGCUGUAAUCAGCGAGAAAAUUGCACUCAACGAUGGCUAUGAAAACAGUAGUUAGCGCUGCUGUUUUGACUGUUUUACCUUCAGCCUAUCAUCUACAAGGGGUGUUCAAGUCAAAGCAGGACUUUUUGUUGUAUAGAAUAACAGAACACAGUUCUGAGAGUAACUCCCUUUAUUUCUCUAUAUAAUCUCCUGCUACACUAUGCUACUACUCAUCCCAGUGUUUCAGUAGUGCUUGAAGACCAUCAAGGUAGACAGUUUUCCCAGUACGCUGGAGCCAUGAUCAGAAACACUGGCCUUCCAGGAACUCCUUUAAUGUCCCACACAUGUGGAAACGGUUCGGAGCAAGGUCAGGAUUGUACGGGGCAUGUGGCAAUAAUGUGCAAGUGGUGUUGGUGAAUGAUUGUGUGUACGUCCGCAUGUUGAUUUUUUAACGGGAUCAGGCGUUCCACUCGAUGUUCACAGAACGACUGCAGUGGUCACCGUUCUUUAAAACGUUCGCACCAUUCAAAUGUUUUACUGUGACUAAGAUUCUCAACACUGUACUGUGCUCGACGUCUUCUGGAAAUGUCGAUCGCUUUUAUUCACGAGAAAUAACAUCAAAGUCCCGGUUUGACUUGAACUCAUUUGACUUGAGACAUGAAUUAUUGAAUAAAUGAGGUGUAGAAAAGAUCUUGAAUUAAUUUAUAAUGUACAUGUAUUUUAUUUCAAUCAAAAUGUGUGUGUAUUGUAAGUAAAUCCUGUUCUAGCUUACCUCAUGUCCCACAGGAUCAUACUUCACCAGUUACACACUCACAUAUAGAGAUAUUCGGGGAACUUUACCCAUACAGAGAAACUCCUUGGCACUGUGUUACACCCCCAAUACAGUGUGUACAGGGUGACAUGUUGUAUAAUUGAUCAACUGAUUAUAAAUUGAUAAUGAGUUAGUUUGCUAAUUUAUACUGUAACAUUUGUCUUCCCUACACUGUCACUUUGUAAUAAUUGUGACAUAAUUGUGAUAAUGUGUGUGUGUGUUUGUGUGUGUGUGUGUGUGUGUGUAUAGAAGACAAUCAGAAUCACCACUUACACCCGGUCUUUAUUCUUAUAGGGCUUUAAAAAUGUAAAUAUGAAAAUAUGCAGAUUCUUAAUAAGGGUGUGUAAUUGAGUCUCUGUGUGGGUGUGGGUGUGUGUGGGUGUGUGUUAUAUUUGUACAUACUGUACACACUGUUUAUAUUUGUGUAUAUGUUGUUGUGCUGCAUUUAUAGAAGAGACAAGAUGUCAUAUGAAAUGAAACGGGUGUGAAGAAUAAACACUAGAGUUUAUAAAUAAAACCCUGUUGUGUGUGUUUGAUCUGUUUUCAUUAGUUUAAUCCACCAAACCUCACAUCUGUCUAUUUGUUCCUGUUUAUUUACCUUUUCGCUAGUUUUCAUGUUAUAUCCAUCACAUGCACACCUCUGCUCCACCACCAGAGGGCACCCUACACUGAAUUCAAUACACUUCCUGUUUCCAGUUGAGGAAGUUAUAAAGCACUCUUAUUCCAACUAAUCUUUGAUCUCACUGAGUCUUCACAUCAUGUAGGAC
Molecule: messenger RNA, 4591 nt
Organism: Clarias gariepinus (North African catfish)
Lineage: Eukaryota; Metazoa; Chordata; Actinopteri; Siluriformes; Clariidae
Gene: itpk1a
Product: inositol-tetrakisphosphate 1-kinase a
Exons: 11
Coding region: 100-1263 (387 amino acids)
Biological process (GO): inositol trisphosphate metabolic process
Cellular component (GO): cytoplasm
Molecular function (GO): inositol-1,3,4-trisphosphate 5-kinase activity; ATP binding; magnesium ion binding
Source: RefSeq, a predicted model, not a curated record